AUGGAGUCGUCGAAUACCCAGAGAAGAAUCACGAAGCGGUCGUCGUACGCAUACCUGUCUGAAUUACAACAGAAAAUCGCACGUCUAGAGCGUCUUCAAGCGAGGGCGUUGGCCGAGCAGAGCAUCAGACGUGGCGAGGAUGUCGACAAUCCUGAGGAUGGCUUCGGAGAUCCAUCAAGAUAUGACGAGCACCGUCGUGCUAGCUAUCACAGCCCGGAGGCUGCGCGACGGGACUCACCGCCACGAAAUCCCGAUGGCGACGGUCCAGAUCUGACGAACCCUCUCACUGCGACGCCGUCCCGGUAUUGUCUUUCAGCAUCCAAUGGAAUGGCCUACUUCCUUGCUCCGGGGUCCAAUUGGUCAUUCUCACGGCACGUUCUCAGUGUCACACACGAUCAUGUCUGUCAAUCUCCUCUUCCUACCAAUAGCCUAUUAUUCGACGGCUGCGCCUAUGACCUUGGAUGGGACGGCUCUCGAAGCACGCAAGCCCUCGACAGCCGCUUCAUUCCGUCAAUCGAUUACGCAAUCUUUCUUAUCAACGCCGUCAAAUUUCACUGCGGCCAAAUGUUCCAUCUCUUCGAAGUAGACGAGUUCAUGGUCAACAUGCAGAAUUUCUACGCCAAGUCAUCUGUUGACCGGGCAGAGGACACCAGCCUCUGGUACAUCCACUUCCUGGUUAUCCUCGCUUUCGGCAAAAGCCUGAUCCAGAGAAAGAGUGAAGGCAAGAGACCAUCAGGGGCGGACUUCUUUGUCAGGGCUCUACAGCUCUUGCCAGACGUUACCGCGCUGUGCAAAGAACCCAUUCUGUCUUCGGAGAUCCUAUGCUCGAUUGCGUGGUACUACCAAGCGUUGGACUUCCGACAUGCUGCUCACAACUUUAUCGGACAGGCGAAGAGCAUGGCGAUGAAUCAUGGUAUGCAUACCGACAUGCCAAUCAUGGAGCUUGGUCCGGAACUGGUGCAAAGAUGUCGCAAGAUCUGGUGGACAGUGUACGUGUUGGAUCGUCAGAUGAGCUCGUUGAUGGGGCUGCCCCAGUCAACUCUGGACGAAGGUGUCUACUGCCAGUUGCCUUCCUACUCGGGAUCAGUACAACGCACGACGGCCUUGAGCAUGCAGAUAAAGUUCGCGCGCAUUAUUGCUGAGAUCAGCAGCACCGUCUAUGGGACGACAGGUCGCUUGAAUAAGAGAUUCGUCCUAGGCACCAAAGCUGUGCUCCAGAGCAUUGUGUCAGUCGCAGACGAGCUUCGUACCUCGUUCCCACUACAUGCAGAUGAGCGAUUCGAUGGAAUCUCGAGACUCUCUGCGCACCUGCACCUGUCUUACUAUCAGUGUAUCGUCCUCGCGACAAGACCCCUGCUGCUAUGCUGUCUGAUCAAGAGAUUCGAGUCACCACUCGAGGCAGACUCUCUGAUAGCAUCACCGAAAGUUCGAAACCCCGUCCAAAUGUGUGCCGAAUCCUCUAUUCAAAUCCUCAACAUCCUCGACAGACUACGAGCUCAGGGAUUGCUAGAAACCUUUCUUCCCCUCGACCUUGACUCCCUAUUUGUAUCCACCGUCGCCCUCCUCGUCGCCCGAGCAGUCGACUCCCGUCUGAUCGAAAGUCAGUCGCCGUGGCUAGAGAAGUCGCACGCCAUAAUCGAAGAAAUGGUGGCCAGCGGGAACCUGAUUGCGGGGUUCCGCAGGAACGAGAUGCAAAAGCUGGAGGAGAUGCUCAGCAACUUCACGACGACGCAGCCUCGUGUUGCGGGCAUUCCCGAGGAUACGCAAGGCGCCGAAUGGCAGCAACAGCAAACAGAUUCCGCCGCCGCUGUCCAGGAGCCAGUACCGCCGCCGCCGUUUCCCGAGUUUACCAAAGACAGCAGCAGCCAGGCGGAGGACCUGACGGCCCAGCAGAUUAUUGAUGUGGUUAACUCUAUGGAAUGGGAGGAUAACGAGUGGAUGUCAUUUACGGUUAUGGAUGAUCAAGCAUGA
This is a messenger RNA of Colletotrichum gloeosporioides, 1971 nucleotides long. RefSeq names its product Proline utilization trans-activator. Gene Ontology annotation, molecular function: DNA binding; zinc ion binding. Bases 1 to 1971 code for a protein of 656 amino acids. Gene Ontology annotation, biological process: DNA-templated transcription. The record is from RefSeq and is a predicted model, not a curated record. The transcript is spliced from 8 exons. Lineage: Eukaryota; Fungi; Ascomycota; Sordariomycetes; Glomerellales; Glomerellaceae.